UUUAUCCAUAAUAUUUCUAUGCAAUGAACUGGCGAUAUCUUGCUUUAUGGUAAUUGGGAUACCGUCAGAAUUUUUUUGCUAAAUUGGACAGGACAAUUUAUCGAAAAUGAGUAAGAAUUCCCAUCAACAAGAAUGAGUCAAUGUAGGCUCGUUGCUAUUUUUUUGCUUGACGUAACUUAUUUUAUAGAUUUAACAGAAUUUGGUCCUGGAGUUUUAGAUAAAGUAGAAACAUGUACCUGGAAGCGUAAGUGAUAACUUCUCAUAAUUAUAACCUUUGUAUGAAAUUCACAACAUUAUUAAUUUAUAUAUAUUUAAUUACUUGCGAAUAUGGGCUAAAAUUUGACCAAACGUUCUAUUAUCAGCUAUCAAUAAAACGUUUUGCCCAUUCCGUAGACUGUAGAGGAAACAGAAACUGCUCUAAAUCGAAAAUUAGUUGAAUGGUAUGAAAUAACGUUACUCGACAAAUAAAGCAAUUUUAGUUGUAGAGCAACCCUAGCGCAAGAUAAACAAGUAUAAAUGUCUUUUUUUGCAAAAUGGCACUAAUUUUAACCUAUUUUCGUUUUUAAAAGCAUUAGAAUUAUAUAGAAUAGAAUUUCAUUGUGCCUAAACGUUCUCGCGGUUUCUACAAGAUGUGGUUUCUACAAAUAACCCAAAAUAUUUCAGUCAAUGAUAGCGAUUCAUUCUACAACAAAAACAAAGUAUAUAGAAAAUGGCUGGCGGCUGUGAUUUUUUCGUCUUUCACAAUGUUAUUAAACAUCUACGUCUUGGUCGUAACUUUGAUUCAUGAAUGGAAAGUACAAAAAGAAAACAGUGAAAUCAUGGACCGAAUUCGUCAGGAGGAUCGAUAUUCAAGAAUGAAAAAACAUAUAGCCAUUGACGUUAUGAGAUACUUAAUCAUUACGUUUCUAUUUUUGUUCGUUGUACUGGGAUGUCUUGAUUUUAUUGAAUUACGUUAUUCUUUUGACGAUGAAGUGGAUAUAUGCAGAAACCUGCGAUAUGUGAAGCAUGUUUUAAUCGGUAUUUGUGUCUCUGUACCGUAUCUGAUUUACUGGAUGCGUCAAAGACAAUUUUACAAGUCAGAUUUACUAGAGCCACUAUGCAACAAAUUUAUGCGAACAUUGAGUUGGCUAGUCUUAGCUUUUAUGAUCAUUAGUUUGCUUACGGGUUUACUAAUAAUGAUUAUUCGUGGCGAAUAUAGGAAUUCCUUACUUGGCUGCAAACGUGAAAAGAAAUAUUCGAUCCUCAUAUUGCUGUUGCGAAUCGCUUCUAUGUAUAUCGUUAUGGCAAUUUUCCAAUUUUCUUUACUUUUUCUUUUUGUUUAUCCUUUGUGGAAAUUUAGAAACAAUCAUAAUGCACAUUCCAGGAGAUUAUUAAAACGGAUUAAACGGUCUUCGAUUGCUACAGCAAUAACGAUCUUUGCAAUGAUGAUUGGUUCUUUAAUCUCUUUUAUAUACAAUUCGUACUUUCACCUGAUAAUUUUUGAUUCACUUAUAUUGAAAUUCGUGAUCCUAGUUGUUACUAUCUGUGUCAUAGCUUCUUUCGAUGAAUGGAAACUAAGGCUGUUUCCCUUUGCUCAUCACGUAACUUUAGUCCAAGCUACAAUCUCUGAUCGGCCUCACAGUCAUUCUUAUCACCAUACUACUAUUCUCGGAUGAAUACACAAAAUAUUAAUUGUCUUUGAGACUGCCUUACGCUGUGAUUUGAAUAAGAAAAGCUAUUAUACGAAUUUUUUACUUUCGCGCAAUUGCAUUGUGCCUAAUCCUCAUUAAUUAAAACAGGGGUCCCCGUGACAAAGUUUGAAAUUACUGAUUUUUUUGCUCUUCUUUUAUUAGCCAGAAACUACGAAGAGUAAAAAUAAAUACACAUAUAUUGUUUUAUAUGUUGUGCGUAUAUAGUGAAAUUAGGUAUCAUUUUUGGUACUGCCGAAGUAUGUAAACCAAGAUGGCGGACACCGGA
Styela clava is the source of this 1956-nucleotide messenger RNA. Lineage: Eukaryota; Metazoa; Chordata; Ascidiacea; Stolidobranchia; Styelidae. The record is from RefSeq and is a predicted model, not a curated record.